Molecule: messenger RNA, 228 nt
Organism: Caenorhabditis briggsae
Lineage: Eukaryota; Metazoa; Nematoda; Chromadorea; Rhabditida; Rhabditidae
Exons: 2
Coding region: 1-228 (75 amino acids)
Source: RefSeq, a predicted model, not a curated record
AUGAGCCACUGGAUCGCAACUCUUCUCGCCUUUGUUCUUUUCGCCAACGCGUUCGCCGCACUCACCACCGGAGCAGAUGUUGGCUCUGCGGAUGACGUCGCCUCGUACGUCUCACCAUUCUACGGAAUGGAGAAGAAGUGGUCUCGCCGGGAGCCAAGUAUCAGGUUCUUCAAGAGGAACAACGGAGGACAGGAUGUUCCACCAUCUCGGUUCCUGUGGGACUACUGA